CUCGGAAUGGCCAAGCCUGAAUUAUCUGAAAUUUGGCUAAAUCUCAGCCGAUUUCCUCACUUUUGGAUCGAGCGGCGAGCAGUCAGACGAUUGUUUGUUAAACGAAUUGUCAAUGCCUUACACGAACUGUUGUUCCAAGUUUGAACACCUUUCAAAUUUAAACAGAGCAAGCAUCUGAGUUCUGGUCUGCCCAGUUGGUGGCAAGUCACCAUCUCUUCUUGAUCUUUCUUCCCGAGCUGCCAGUCCUGCCGGAAGAUUCAGACAUCAGCGUUCUGGACACUACUCUUCGGUUGUCGACAUGGUUGCCUCCACGGUCGCCUCCGGCGACGCGCCCCCGCACGUCGUCGAGGACUGCCGCGGCGUCCUGCGCGUGCUCAGCGACGGCACCGUCGUCCGGUCCGCAGAGCCGCUCGGUGGCACCGAGGCGGACGUCCCCGCCGACCCGUCCGUCGAGUGGAAGGACGCCGUCUACAACGCCGCGCAAGGCCUGCGCCUCCGCGUGUACAAGCCCGCGGCGGACGCCGGCAAGAGGAAGCUCCCUGUCGUGGUCUAUUUCCACGGUGGUGGCUUCUGCAUCGGCUCCUACGCGUGGCCGAUCUUCCACGCCGCCUGCAGCAGGCUUGCCGCGGGGCUGGGCGCCAUCGUCCUGUCCGCGGACUACCGCCUCGCGCCCGAGCACCGCCUGCCCGCCGCCAUCGACGACGCGUGCGCGGUCCUCCUCUGGCUCCGCGACGAGGCCGGCGCUGACCCCUGGCUCGCCGAGGUCGCCGACGUGAGCAGAGUCUUCGUCGCCGGCGAGUCAGCGGGCGGCGUCCUCGCGCAUCACAUGAACGUCCGCUUCUCCGGCGCGCCGGCCGCGCUACACCCUAUCCGGCUCCGCGGGUUCGUCAUGCUUAUGCCGUUCUUCACCGGCUCCGAGCCGACUCCUUACGAGCUGAGCUGCCCGGACGACGCGUUCCUGAACAGGGACAUGUCCGGCCGGUACAUCCGGCUGUGCCUCCCGGCCGGCGCCACAGCGGACCACCCAUUUCUGAAUCCGUUCGCGCCGGACGCGCCGAGGCUGGACCGUCUCGACGUCGGGCCGACGCUGGUCGUCGUGGCCUGGGACGACAUCCUGCGGGACAGGAACGUGGAGUACGCGCGAAGGAUGGCGGAGAUGGGGAAGCCGGUGGAGGUCGUCGAGUUCCCGGGGCAGGGGCACGCCUUCUUCUCGCUCCGGCCGUGGAGCGAGCCGGUGGGCGAGCUGGUCAGAGUCGUGCAGCAGUUCAUGGACAAGGCCUGCUCAUGCUGAGCUGAGCUACUAGUAGUGUGAGACACUGAGCCUGAGCUGCCACUUUGUGUUGGAACUAUUUUAAAAUUCUAGCUAGGUAAAAUAAGGAGAAAUGUUGGCAAUCUCUCCAAUCGAUCUUCAUGUGUCCAUUAUGUUAGAUUGAUGGAUUUCAUGUCUCAAUCAUGAACAUUGCUAAUUAAUAAAGUUCAUCUUUUUU
This is a messenger RNA of Phragmites australis (common reed), 1487 nucleotides long. Its product is annotated as carboxylesterase 15-like. The record is from RefSeq and is a predicted model, not a curated record. The transcript has a single exon. NCBI's taxonomy places the organism in Eukaryota, Viridiplantae, Streptophyta, Magnoliopsida, Poales, Poaceae. Gene Ontology annotation, molecular function: hydrolase activity. The coding region runs from base 299 to 1291 and encodes 330 amino acids.